CCCGAUCCAAUCUGGAUCGGGACGAGACCCCCGCUCCCCUCGCUCCUUCCCCUCCUCUGCCCGAUGGGAUUGGGGCACGGCGCCCCGUCCCCAUCUCCCUGUCGCGUCGACCACGCCCCACGGCGCCCCACGCCGGUGCCACCGCCACGGCGCCGCCCGGUCAUCGACGCCCGGAACGCCCCGCCGCCUCGACGCAGCGCCCCUGCCUCGGGUCGUCAUCCACCCGUCGCCUCGCCGGCGCCGCCCGUCAUCACCGCCACCUCGUCGCGCGUCCCCAUCCUCCUCCUCGCCGGACCACCUCACCGGAGCACGCGCCGCCUCGCCGGACUCCCCCACCGGUCUGCUCCCACGCCAACGACGUCCCCGUCCUCCCCCACGAGUCCCGCUGCCCCGUCCCUACUCCUCGAUAUGCUGGAGUCCAGAAGCCAGACGCCACCGUCGACGAUGACCCCUACUACACCGGAGGUGCCUACUACUACGUGCAGCCCGCUGACGACGACCAGGAGUAGUUAGGAGGAU
This is a messenger RNA of Triticum aestivum (bread wheat), 519 nucleotides long. RefSeq names its product proline-rich receptor-like protein kinase PERK2. The coding region runs from base 64 to 513 and encodes 149 amino acids. The record is from RefSeq and is a predicted model, not a curated record. The transcript is spliced from 2 exons. NCBI's taxonomy places the organism in Eukaryota, Viridiplantae, Streptophyta, Magnoliopsida, Poales, Poaceae.